Messenger RNA from Hemibagrus wyckioides, 6528 nucleotides. RefSeq names its product BICD family like cargo adaptor 1 (gene bicdl1). The record is from RefSeq and is a predicted model, not a curated record. NCBI's taxonomy places the organism in Eukaryota, Metazoa, Chordata, Actinopteri, Siluriformes, Bagridae. Gene Ontology annotation, biological process: vesicle transport along microtubule; Golgi to secretory granule transport.
UCACGGGUACAGGCGCGAUCAGGGAGUAGGUGCGACGUACGCAGAGAUCGCGCACAGCCAUCGAAAUCUCGAAGUCUCAGUAUUUGUGUUUUAUUUCAGGGUACUAGUAAACUAACGGGCGUAAGUAACCCCCGUUAUGUCGACACAAGACCCAGGUGCAUUAAGAUGGACACAUCGAACGGAGGAGAGUGUGCGUCAAGUUGGAUAACGUAGAAUCGAGAAACGAAAAGCAAUCCUAUUUGUGGAAACGGAUUCCCUGGGACUACCGGGAAGAUUUACAGGGACACAGGGUUUAUAUUAUAUAUAUAUAUAUAUAUAUAUAUAUAUAUAUAUAUAUAUAUAUAUAUAUAUAUAUAUAUAUAUAUACAUACAAACAAGAGAAGACGUCCUAAAAGCAGGAGUGACUAACGAUAUGACUAAAGGCAAUGAACGCUUAAGGCAAUGAAAUAAUUCGCAGGCAGUGGGUAUAUUCCAUAAUCUCCCCAUCAUCCUCCAUGGCGCUUAGCGGACCAGAUCUCAUAGACCCGCUGAAAAGUCUAAAAAGCCAGAGGCUAUAGAGCAGUUUGAUCCCUCGGUUUAUUUUGCGAUGUCAGCUUUCGGCCUCAAUCUACAUUCCAUUUCGUCCGUUGCGGCCGAAAUUUCAGGACCAGCUGAGUUGGACAGCGCCUGCGCGGACUGCGACCCGCAAACUCCUCCAGCCUCACGAGGAGACUUCACUCAUCCGCCUCCGUUCAUUCAUCUACAUCAGUCACCUAUUCACAUCGGUCCGGGGGGCCUCGGCACGGUCCUGGAGGAAGAACUGGCCAUGCUUACACGGGAACGAGAAGAAGAAUUGAUCAUAAACGAGCAGGACGCAGAUCUUUUGGCGCUCUUCCGACAGAAAGAAAAGGAUUUGGUUCUGGCUGCAAAACUCGGGAAAGCGCUGCUCGAGAGAAACCAGGACCUCACAAAGCAAUAUGAAAAAAUGACCAAGGAUCUGAACGAGAAGCUAGAGAAUCUGGAGCAGGAGAAGCAUGAGCUGCAGCAGCGCUUGGAGAGGAGGGAAGGCGAGUGGGAAGGUCGAGUGGCUGAGUUGGAGACUGAUGUGCAGCAGCUCAAGGGUGAGCUAGAGAAGCAUAAGUUACAGCUGCGCGAGGCUGAUCGGGACAAGACACGCACCAUCACCGAGCUCUCAGAACAAAACUACAGUCUGCUUGAGCAGCUCAGCAGAGCUGCUGAUGUGGAAAGACAGCUGUGCACUCAGGUCCAUUCAUUGCAGGAUGAUUUCAGAGAAAAGAACCUCUCCAAAAACCAGCACUUGACACAAUUAGAGAGCCUGCAAGCAGAGCAAGGGCUAGAAAUAAAGAUGCUGUCUGAGCGUAAGCAGGAACUUGAGAGAUGUUUAACCACAUUACAUGAGGAGAAUGAGCAGCUGCAGAACACCGUGGACAACCUGAAAGACCGGACACUUGUGUUGGAGAAGCUAUGCCAGGAGAAAGAUUUACAGCUGCAGCAGAGUCGAUUGGAGCUACAGGAGGUGCGUGUGUCUCAUCGGCAAUUAAGUUCCCGCUUAGCAGAGAUGACUGAGGAGAGAAGUCUUCAGGGCUUAAGCUCUAACAGUCACUCGCUGUUAUGUGAGAUAGAGCAGAGCAUGGAGCAGGAGGAGCUCAAGCAGGAGAGGGACCAGUUGCGUCUGCAGCUUUGGGAAGUUUAUUGCCAGAUUCGCUCUAUCUGCUCCCAGCUGAGAGGAAAUGACAUCACAGACUCUGCCCUGUCCACAGAUUCAUCUAUGGAUGAAUCAUCUGAAACAUCAUCAGCUAAAGAUGUUCCUAUGGGCAGUAUGCAAUCCAGUCUGAUUGAGCUGCGCAGACUUACACAAAACCUGCUGGAUGGCAAUGAGUCAACAGGAUCACGUCACAGUGAUGAGGAUGCUUUGGAAGAGCAGGUGCGGAAACUGGGUGAGGAACUGCGAGAAAUACGAGAGCUUUAUAAACAGGAGCAAGAAAGAGUACGGAGCACUCAGGAAGACAUGCUGCAACUCCAUAAUCAGAUUGCACUACUUUCCAUAGACGUGUGCUCAUCACGGGAGGAAAACGAGAGACUAAAAGCAUCAGAGAUUCGAGAACCAAGUGAACUACUACAAAAUGCUAUCCGAGACAGAGAUGAUGCCAUCACCAAAAAGAAAGCAGUGGAAAUGGAGUUGGCGAAGUGUAAGGUAGACAUUAUGUCUCUGAACAGUCAGCUUCUUGAUGCCAUCCAGCAGAAGUGUAAUCUGUCCCAGCAGUUAGAAGCCUGGCAGGAUGAUAUGUUCAGAGUGAUAAAUCAGCAGUUGAUGGAUACGUAUCAGGGGAAAUGGAGGGACUCUCAACUCCAAAGUAGUACUUAUAGCUUCUCCAGAGCCUCUUGCAGGCAAGCAUCUGGCCUCUUCGAUGGUGAUAAGCGCCUCUUCUCAUUUUUUAAGAACUGAAUCUGUCUAGGUGAAAAGAGAAAAGAUGAAGAUAUAUGCUAAAAAUGUAAAUAGGCAAAGUCAUACCAUGAUCAACACAGCCAAAGACUAAGAGGGCAAAGUUAAUGAUCAAUAAUUUUACAAAAUUUUGUUCUAAAAUCCUGGAGUUAUUUUUGCACUUUGUCCUUAGCACUCCUCUCCUUCAAAUAUUCCUAGAUACAGCACAAGACAUUUAGUAGAAAAACGUGCAUAAAUGUCUUUGUUUUUUUCCAGCUUCAAUGGGAUAUUUGGAGGAUUAACACAUUAAAAUAAUAUUGAGGCCAACUUCCCCUUCUCAAAUAUUCUACUCACCCCACUGCCAAAGUGUUUCAACAGAAAUGUCAGAUUUAGCUCCAUCAAACUGAUGGAUUCUUUUGGCCUUUAACUCAGGAUAAGCUAAACUCUGUAAGCUUCUCAUUGAUUUGAAGUGAGGCUGCAGGUUGUAGUUUGUGAAUUAGCUUCAAUCACUGCUGCAUUUGUAAAGAUGUUUCAGAGGUCUUUUUAGUCACCUGUUGAAUCAUUAUAAGGUGAUUCAACAAGUGCUAAAAGCUAUUGCUUUGAUUAAAAGGAAAUAUGUUAUUUACAAGGAUCAGUUAACAUUUAAAAUGAAAUACAGUAGUUGGCAUGCUCAUUUUUAACUUAACUGCACAACUUAAAUCUUUCAUUACUUUACAUCACUAAUUCAGAAGACUACAAACUGGCUGAGAAGAAUGAUAAAAAAAAAUGUGCUCCUACAUUUGAGGAUUUUUUUCCAGAGUGUCUUCAAGGGUAUGAGAUCUAGUUUUCUAGAUAUUGAAUAGCCACACUUAAAUGAUUGAGUUGCAGGUGAACUAAUCAUAAACAAUGUGUACUGCCCCAGCACCUGAAUGUGUACACACAUCAUAGAAACAUAAGGGCCAUUAUAGGUUUGGGUUAUGGGCUUGCAAUGGAUGUGGUGGUUACACAAAUUUAGGGCGUUGAAUUAAGUCACCUUCCCAUGGGCCUGAAAACAGCCAUGUGGAGGUGAGGAAAUGAGGGUUGUUUGUUUGUUUGUUUGGUGAAUGUGCCAUUUGGGGCCCAUUUUGAGUAAAGCUAUGCAGAUGUCUUUUAUUUUUCACUUAAGAACAGAAAGUUGAAGGUUUGGAGAAACCCAAAGAAUGACUUUUUAUAUCAAUAGGUUUAAAAAUAUAAGGAAAAAAAUAGAAUUGAUAUAUUUGUAAAUGUAUAAUUUUGAAUGAUAAAAAUAUUUUCUAGAGCAAUCAAAGUUUUUAUUUGUCUGUAAGCGAGUUUGUGAUCUGUUGUUUGUGAGUAAAUUCCUUGAUGAGAAUUUCAUUGUCAUAGCAUGAAGGGGUCUUCGCUUUACUCUCUGCUUUCCAAUACUUUCUCUAACAUGGUGAGAGGGAAAUGGUGAAUGAAAUGGGUGGCAUAUAUUUUAUUUUAUAUUUUAUUUUAAGUGAAAUUUCCCAGGAUACAUAGUCAACAAGAACAGGAUAACUUGACCAGAAUACAUUGCAAACUAAUCUGUUUUUAAAAAUGGCAAAAAGAGUAAAAAAAAUUUUAUUAAACAAACAAAUUAAUGAAUAACAGUUUUGGGGUAAAAAAAUAAACUUGUUUUAAAACACAAGCAGCUGAGAAGAGGUGGUUAAGCCUUUAGAAACAGAAACUAAUGAGAUCAUAGUCAUGCUGGUGAAUGAAAAUAGCACAAUACUAUGUGUACUAUGAAUUUUCAGCAGCCUUAGCAUGCCAACAUGCAGUUCACAAAUUGCCAAGGAAAUCACUGCCAAUGGCAGAAGCAUUCCAACUUAUACACCCCACUUGCUGCAAGUGGUCACUUUUGUGAUAAAAUUGAGUAGAGUUGGCAUACAGAACAUGGCACUGGGGUAUAUACAGCCUCUGACAUGCUCAUGCUGUUAACAUACAAAACAUUUGCAUUAAUUUGCUAGCCUGAAUCCCAAAUGUCUCCCUACAUAAAUGCAAGUGCAGAGGUACUGGCUUUUUACAUCCAAUAUAACACACUAUUGUACAAAAGGGAGUCAUUUUACGCUUGCAGAGUUACCGAACCAGACAGUAGAGUGUGAACCUCUCCAUGUUAAUCUGUCUUCAUUUGUUAUUUAUUCAUAGUUUUCUUUCCUUCAAUAUUCUGUAAAUGUCAAUCAUAUGAUUCUCAUUUAAACUGUUUUUAAAAAGUCUUUUUGGUGUCUUGAAUCCUUUAAUUAAUGCAUAAUUGUGUAUGUUUCAAGACCUUUUCUCACAUACCAUACACACACAUAUAUACACUGAUCAGCCAUAACAUUAUGACCACCGGCCUAAUAUUGUGUUCGUCCACCUUUUGCUGCCAAAGCAGCCCUGACCCAUCGAGGUAUGGACUCCACUAGAUUCCUGAAGGUGUGCUGUGGUAUCUGGCACCAAGAUGUUAGCAGCAGAUCUUUUAAGUCCCUCAAGUUGCGAGGUGGGGCUUCCAUGGAUCGGACUUGUUUGUUCAGCACAUCCAACAGAUCUGAGUCAGAAUCGGAAAGAUCUUUGUUGCCAAGUUUGUUUGCGCAUAUGAGGAAUUUGUUUUAGUGUCACAAGCUCCAGCAGGAUAAGUACUCAAAUGGGAUAAGAAAUAGAAAUACACAUAUUUAAAUAGAAAAUAAAAUAAAUUGUACGAACAGAAUAGAAUAGAAUAAGAUGAGAUAUAGGGAUGUAGGGUGGUAACAAAUAAAUAUAAGGUUAUUGCACAUAUUUUUAUUGCACAAUUGGGGGGGACAUUUAUCUGUUCAUAAUGUAGAUUGCUUGGGGGAAGAAACUGUUCUUGUGCCUGGCUGUCCUAGUAUUUGGUGCUCUAUAGCACUGGCCAGAUGGCAAAAGUUCAAACAGUAGAUGGUUUGGAUGUGAGGGGUCCAGAGUAAUUUUCUGAGCUCUUUCCUCACUCUGGAUGAAUACAGUUCUUGAAGGGUGGGCAGGGGAGCACCAAUAAUCCUUUCAGCAGUCCGAACUGUUCUAUGUAGUCUUCUGAUGUCUGAUUUUUGUAGCUAAGCCAAACCAGACAGUUAUAGAAGUGCACAGAACAGACUUAAUGACGGCUGAGUAGAACUGUUUUAGCAGCUCCUGUGGCAGGUUGUGUGAGUCAAUGUGAGUGUCCCAACUUAGGUCCUGAGAGAUGGUGGUGCCCAGGAACCUGAAUGACUCCACUGUUGUCACAGUGCUGUUCAUGAUGGUGAGUGGGGGGAGUGCAGGGGUGUUCCUCCUGAAGUCCACUAUCAUCUCCACUGUUUUGAGUGUGUUGAGCUCCAGCUUGUUAAGACUACACCAGACAGCCUGCUGCUCUUGUCAGCCUCUUGUCUGUAAGCAGACUCAUCAAUGUCCUGGAUGAUGAUGGCUGAUGACUGUAGUGUCAUCCGCAAACUUCAGUAGCUUGACAGAUGGAUCAGUACCUCUACUGCAGUCAUUGGUUUAAAGGGAGAAGAGCAGUGGAGAGAGGAUGCAGCCCUGUGGGGCACCAGUGUUGGUGGUACAGCUGUUUGACGUUUAUUUCCCCAGUUUCACUAGCUGUUGCCUAUCUGUCAGAAAGCUGGUGAUCCACUGACAGAUAGAGCUAGGAACAGAGAGCUGGGUUAGGUUGGUCCAGAGGAGUGUUAGGAUGAUGGUGUUGAAGGCCGAACUGAAGUCCACGAACAGGGGCCUCACAUAAGUCCCUGUUUUAUCCAGUCAUUAAGUCCUGUUAUCUUGGGUUUCUUUGGGACGGGGAUGAUGGUGGAACAUUUGAAGCAGGCAGGGACUUCGCACAGCUCCAGUGCUCUAUUGAAGAUCUGUGAAAAGAUGAAGGCCAGCUGAUCAACACAGGUUUUCAUACAGGCUGGUGUGACAUUGGAUUGAGAUCUGGGAAAUUUGGAGGCGAAGCCAACACCUCAAACUGGUUGUUGUGAUCAUCAAACCAUUCCUGAACAAUUUUUGCUUUGUGGCACAGCGCAUUAUACUACUAAUAGAGGCCACAGCCAUCAGGGAAUGCCAGUUCCAUGAAAGGGUGUACAUGGUCUGCAACAUUGCUUAGGUAGGUGGUAUGUAACAUCUGCAUGGAUGGCAGGACCCAAGGUUUCCCAGCA